Ostrinia furnacalis (Asian corn borer) is the source of this 906-nucleotide messenger RNA. Its product is annotated as OCIA domain-containing protein 1-like. The coding region runs from base 129 to 854 and encodes 241 amino acids. Gene Ontology annotation, cellular component: endosome. The transcript has 6 exons. The record is from RefSeq and is a predicted model, not a curated record. Lineage: Eukaryota; Metazoa; Arthropoda; Insecta; Lepidoptera; Crambidae.
ACGUCAUGUGAGUGAAUGUCAAUGUCAAAAAGAUGACUGAUCAUAAUCGUUGAGGUUCUUGAGGUUUAUAAAUAUUUUUUACGAGCUGAGACUGUUUUUGUGACCGAUAUUGAUGAAGUAAGAUCAGAAUGAAUGAGCCGAGUGCGUUUGGUUACCAGGAGGAUGGGCAGCUUCAACAAGUUCCGAUCCCCGGCGGUCAGGUAAACCCGGCGCAGUACAAGUUCUCGGCGGACGAGCUGCGCGUGCUGGGCGAGUGCAACCGAGAGAGCUUCUUCCAACGCUCGCUGCCGCUGGGCACGCUGCUGGGGCUGGGCACGUGGAGCGCCGUGCAGAGCGGACAUCUCCGAGCAAAUCCAAGGUUUGGUGCCUUCCCCAAAUUAACGCUGGCCGUGGUGGUGGGCUACUUCCUCGGCAAGCUCUCGUACCAGUCAGCAUGCGCCGACAAACUGAUGGCCCUGCCCGGCAGCUACAUCGGACAGCUGCUGCGGGAUAGAAGAGAUGGAAAAAUUGGGGGGACUAGCCAGCCGCGGCAGGCCACGACGAUGUUCGGCGCGAGCCCCGGCGACAUCUACUCGGACGCGGGGCCCGGCAGCUCGCUGGACCUCGACACCGACCGGCCCAUCUUCAGCGACGACACCUACCGCCCCGACAACGAAGGCCCGAGCGCCGCGCCGCUGGCGCCGCCGCGGCCCGCGCUGUCCUACGACGACCUGCGCCGCCAGAACCGCGGCCAGCACUCCGACGCGCGCCAGGACCCCUACAAGAUGGACCAAAACGUGCUGCCGCCCAUCUCGCGGCCGGCGCCGCGCCCUGCCGCGCCGCACACCAAUAAGUACGGCGACGCCAUGGAGUGACGCCGCCCCUGUACAAUCUGUUCAUAUUGCAAUAAAGUAGUUAAGAGAUUCA